Cuscuta campestris is the source of this 2081-nucleotide messenger RNA. Lineage: Eukaryota; Viridiplantae; Streptophyta; Magnoliopsida; Solanales; Convolvulaceae. The record is from the annotation of a GenBank genome assembly.
CUUUUCAAAAAGCUAAAGCUAAAAUGCCAAACCGGGCCUAAUCGAUCGGAGACCACAAGUUUCUCCGCCCAAUCGAUCGGAGACCACAAGACUACUGUCCAGCGACGAUUUUAGCGACAUAACCAGGAGUUCUCUCUCUAGCCAUGGCAGGGAGAGGCCGGCCGAAGAAGAAGCAACAACCAGCCAAUCCAAAACAGAAAUCUGAAUUCGAUAAGCCUGAAUCAUCGGACUCUCACGUACAGGAUGGGGCUGCACCCGUAUUAAAGGAGAUCCAGCGUGACCUAGGCGAUGCAGACGAACAAUCGAUUCCAGAAGGUAUUCAUAUGGACGAAGGGCCAGAGAUGAAACCAGAUACUGAACCAAAAACCUAUGCUGAUGUUGUGGGUAAGGUUGAUUGCAAGCUUACCUAUGUAGAAGCAGAGGAAAUGAAUGGAAAUAGGUUUGCCCGAUUGACUGAAGAUGAUAUAGUGACCUCCGCGACAUACUGGGAUUCAGCAGCGGUGGUAUGUAUACUUGGUGCGAAUCCACCUUUAUCUAUAGCUGAGGGUUUUAUUCGAAGGAUUUGGAAGGAUUUUUCAAUUGAUGAGAUUAAAUUUUCCAAACCUGGAAAAUAUGUUGUUCGAUUUCACUCUGAGGACAGUAGGGAUGAAGCAAUCAGUAGGACUUACUAUCAGUUUGACAACAAGCCAGUUUAUGUUCGUAAAUGGAAUCCUGGAUGUACAAUUGACUUGAAUGUUCUCAAUGAUAUUCCUAUAUGGGUACAACUCCCAGAUCUGGAACUAAAAUACUGGAGCCUAUCAGGGCUAAGUAAGAUAGGGAGCCUACUGGGGAAACCCAUAAGAACAGAUAAUGCUACUGCAACAAAGACCAAAAUGGAGUAUGCCAGGAUGCAAGUAGCAGUUGCUAUGAAUCAACAAUUUCCGGAUAAGAUAUUGUUUGCUGAUGAAAACAAAAGACUUAUUACACAAAAGAUCAAGUAUGAGUGGUGUCCAGUCACAUGUACUCAUUGCAAAGGGUUAGGACAUACCCAAAAUACAUGUAGAAGAAAAGAUGGACAAAGUAAACAGAGGUUAACCUGGAAACCUAAACACAUACAGAAGGACCAGGGGGUGGUGAAGAAGACUCAGGAAAAGGAGGGUGUAGUGGAGGAAACAAUGGUACCAUCUAGUAAUGGAAAAGGCCUCCAAGGAGAAUCAUCCUUAAGUAGACAAGGGGGUGAUCAGAGGGGGUCAUCUGCAAUUAGACAGGUAGGAGACCAGGGGGAAACAACGACAAACAAACAAGAAGGGUACCAUUCUGAUGGGUUUGUAGAGGUCAAAAGGAAGAAGGCAUUCAAAGGUUCACUGACAAUGGCUAAUGAUAAGAAAUCACCCUCGCGAGGUAUAUUCCCCCAAAUUGGUGGAUCUGGACGAGGAUUGAAGCGUCGCUAUCCUACUCCUUCGACCUCUACUUCUGAUACAGACCCAACCUGGAAGUAUCGUAAGAAGUACGGGGAUGUGGCGAUGUUUGAUGAAUCAGAUCUGGAAUUUGAGAGCGACGAAGGGGAAUCCAAAGAGGUGACAUCUGACUAUGAUCAUAGACAAUUGGUCUGCACAGAUUAUGCUUUGAUGGUGAACCCUCCACCAAUACCCUUCGAUCUGCCUUCUUGUGGCAAGAAAUUUACUCUCUCGUAUGCUUUCUCGAGUAUAAACUUCACCUGCGUCAUCAUCAUCUUCAAAGAAAAUCCAUUGUUCACCAGGAAGGUGAAAGCUUAAGCGUUCCACAUUGGGACAUUUGUACUAUUUCGUGAGCUUUCUCAUCGCGGAGACACUUAUCACAGAUUUCUAAUGGUGGUUAUAGACAUAACUCCGUGAUCAUCAUCAUCUCCCCCGGCUAGCAUGAGACCACCCACGGGACCCCCAUCAUCAACAUGUAAUGGAACAAAAUACACAAGCACGGCCCAUAACUUGAACAUCAAAGUCGGCCGAGUGUUGCCAAGCUCGCCAACGGGAGACCACAUGCUUAAAGACGUUUGAGACAUUUGAUGAUUUUUUUGGAUGUUUGAGAAGUGAAUUUGGAAUGAAUGAAGUUUACAUCAUAAU